Raphanus sativus (radish) is the source of this 903-nucleotide messenger RNA. RefSeq lists its product as uncharacterized. Lineage: Eukaryota; Viridiplantae; Streptophyta; Magnoliopsida; Brassicales; Brassicaceae. The coding region runs from base 179 to 520 and encodes 113 amino acids. The transcript is spliced from 2 exons. The record is from RefSeq and is a predicted model, not a curated record.
CAUUCUAUUUAGAAACCACUAUCUCAAUUAGAUUGUUGAACUUGCUACUAUGAAAAGGAGUUUGCCCUUAAAAUCUCUCUCAGACCUGCACUCCGAGGUGCGCCAUUUCGAUGGAUCUCUUCUGCCAUAGUUAUGUCGCUCCUCCAGCCUCCUCGUGAAGAAUCUUUGCUCUUCCUCCAUGGCCCUGAUGGUAACUGUUUCUCGUCCGUUGCGUUUCAGACCUCCUCCAGGUCUGCCGCGAGACGCUGUCUAUCUCCUUUCUCCUCUUCAGAUCCUCAACACCUCUGUCAAGCUCUCUCUUCAAGAGUUUACACAAACUUUUGUUCUGAUGCUUGCUUGUCCAACAAUGGUAACAAAGUUCAAUGGUGGCGGUGCUCCUCUUGUGUCCGAUGGUGACACUCUUUUUGCCUAUGGCAUUUAUUGUAGAGGCAAGGACUGGUCUUCUCUCAGAUCUUAUCUCGACCUUCCUCAUACAAUCCUCCAGUUGGAAGAAAACUCAUUGGUAUAUGUCACUUGCUGAAUAUGGUGUUGAUGGAUAUAGACUUCUCGGUUGUCUCAUGUUUGGAGUAAUUUCUUUUUCUUAUAUUUUCUCUUGUAUGGAGUGAAUUGGAAGCUCUUGGAAGCUCUUGGAAGCUCAAACGUUGUUGGUACUGCAAAGAUCUUUUUCCCAACUAAUGCCUUUCUUUGCUUUUGGUGCACUGAUUGUGAUCCUUCGGAUUACACUAGAUGCAACAAUACAAAAAGUUUAUGAAAUUGUUAUGUAGGUUUCUUGCUAUGAUUUUUUCCAAUUCUAUCUCAUAUUUAUCAGUUUCUCAUUGUUGUUGACUUUAUGUGGCUUUGUUGUAUCCUCCUCCUCUAAUGAAGUAUGAACUCUUCUAGAUUAAAUGCAAGUUGGUUUGAAUU